Molecule: messenger RNA, 733 nt
Organism: Lycium ferocissimum
Lineage: Eukaryota; Viridiplantae; Streptophyta; Magnoliopsida; Solanales; Solanaceae
Product: early light-induced protein, chloroplastic-like
Exons: 2
Coding region: 118-624 (168 amino acids)
Source: RefSeq, a predicted model, not a curated record
GUUGAGUAAUUUCGUUUGGUAACCUAAAAAGUCUUUCUUCAGUGUUUUGCUAAUCCUUAGUCUCUGCUAAGAUAACAGGAAAACAUUUUUUCUAUUAGUGAGUAUUUGUGAGGAAAAAUGACUUCAUUUGCCAUGCAAUCCACGAUUUUGGGAAGUCCAGUCACAAGUUUUUCACAGAGUAAUAAUAGCCUGAAUAAGUUUGUUCCUAGCUGUUACUUGCCACACCUUGAGAAGAAUUCACGUCUUCGUGUUAAGUGUAUGUCCGAGCCAAAGCCAAGCACCAAUUUCAUCGACGUGUUCUCAUUCAGUGGUCCAGCACCUGAGAGGAUCAACGGUAGGCUAGCAAUGAUCGGAUUUGUAGCAGCCAUGGGUGUAGAACUAGCCAGCGGUGCUGAUUUAUCUGCUCAGUUAUCAAGUGGUGGAUUUUCAUGGUUUUUGGGAACAAGUGCUUUGCUCACUUUGGCUUCACUUAUCCCACUGUUCCAAGGAGUUACUGCUGAAUCCAAAUCUGGUGGGAUAAUGAGUGCUGAUGCUGAGAUUUGGAAUGGAAGAUUUGCUAUGUUAGGGUUAGUUGCUUUAGCUUUUACUGAAUAUGUUAAAGGAGCUGGCCUUUUCCAGGUCUGAAUGUAAAUUCUUUAGCUUAAGUUAAUAUUUUUUUUAAUUAAUAAUGUAAAGAAUAUAUGUAUUGAAGAUAUCUUCAAUAAUGAGAAUUAUAAAAUAUUUUGUUUCCUAA